Molecule: messenger RNA, 1473 nt
Organism: Anopheles marshallii
Lineage: Eukaryota; Metazoa; Arthropoda; Insecta; Diptera; Culicidae
Product: pyruvate kinase-like
Exons: 3
Coding region: 1-1473 (490 amino acids)
Biological process (GO): glycolytic process
Cellular component (GO): cytoplasm
Molecular function (GO): magnesium ion binding; pyruvate kinase activity; potassium ion binding
Source: RefSeq, a predicted model, not a curated record
AUGAUGGCCACGGGCAUGAACAUUGCGCGAUUGAAUUUUUCGCACGGUUCCCACGAAUAUCACGCCAACACGAUCAAGAACAUCCGCGAAGCAGUUGAAAACUAUUCGAAGAAGCUGGGCAAACCGUUCCCGCUGGCCAUUGCACUCGAUACAAAGGGUCCGGAAAUCCGUACCGGGUUGAUCGAGGGCAGUGGAACCGGAGAAGUUGAACUGAAGAAGGGUGAGAAGAUUCAGCUUACCACCGAUAAGGAGCACCUGGAAAAGGGCAACAAGGACAAGAUCUAUGUCGACUACGUGAACAUUGUAAAAGUGGUAAAGCCGGGCGAUCAUGUAUUUGUCGACGACGGUCUAAUCUCGCUGGUUGUGGAGAGUAUUUCGGGCGAUACGCUUACCUGCAACGUGGAAAAUGGUGGCAUGUUGGGUUCUAGGAAGGGUGUAAACCUGCCAGGCGUCCCGGUAGAUCUGCCGGCCGUGUCGGAAAAGGACAAGUCGGAUCUGGUGUUUGGCGUGGAGCAGGGAGUUGAUGUAAUUUUCGCUUCCUUCAUCCGAAACGCUGCCGCGUUGAAAGAAAUUCGUGGUAUCCUCGGUGAAAAGGGAAAGCACAUCAAGGUAAUCUCGAAGAUCGAAAAUCAGCAGGGCAUGCAGAAUCUGGACAAGAUUAUUGAGGCAUCCGACGGCAUUAUGGUUGCUCGCGGUGAUCUGGGCAUUGAAAUUCCUGCCGAAAAGGUGUUUUUGGCACAAAAAUCAAUGAUUGCACGGUGCAACCGUGCGGGAAAACCGGUCAUCUGCGCAACCCAGAUGUUGGAAUCGAUGAUAAAGAAGCCACGCCCGACACGUGCCGAAAUUUCGGACGUUGCCAAUGCCAUCAUCGACGGUGCUGAUUGCGUGAUGCUUUCGGGUGAAACCGCCAAGGGUGAGUAUCCGCUUGAGUGUGUGCUGACGAUGGCAAAAACGUGCAAGGAAGCAGAGGCCGCCUUGUGGCACCGCAACCUCUUCAAGGAUCUGGUUGACACGACGCCAACGCCUCUUGACACCGCUGCUUCCAUCGCUAUCGCUGGUGCGGAAGCUUCGACGAAGAGUCGCGCCGCCGCAAUCAUCGUCAUUACCACCUCUGGCCGUUCGGCGCACUUGAUCUCAAAGUAUCGGCCGCGCUGUCCGAUUAUAGCUGUGACCCGUUUCGCACAAACGGCACGCCAAUGCCAUCUGUACCGAGGAAUCUUGCCCGUCAUCUAUGAGCAACCUGCAAUGGAAGAUUGGCUCAAGGAUGUCGAUGCCCGCGUGCAGUACGGCAUCGAGUUUGGCAAGGAGCGCGGAUUCUUGAAGCCAGGUAAUCCAAUUGUCGUCGUUACUGGCUGGAAGCAAGGCUCAGGAUUCACCAACACAAUUCGUGUAAUGUACGUAUACGGCGAUCGGAAACAGCAGUCUAUUAUAGUGACUAUAAGCGGUAAACAGGAAUGUGUAGCAGCACAGUGA